AUGCCUCACCAAGCUCUGCUCUUGGUUCUAUCUAUCUCUAUCCUGCUGGCCUUCUGGCCCCAGAGGGGGUUAGUUCAGGAGGUCCAAUGACCUGUCCACACUAUUUGCAACAUGGACAAACUGCAGAUAUUCUAUCACAGCUGUGACCCUUUACAGGACAUUGGCAUCAGUGUUAACACAUGCCUUCCCAUGCCACCAUCCUACAAGGGAGUAUACCUGUCUGCCAAUGUGCUCACAGGAGGGGUGGCCCCGUUAUCCCAUGACGAGCCCCUGUGCCUGCCCGAUUUCCCCCGCUUCUCCUUCUGCUCCCGGAAGAAAGGAGGUAUGUGUGGUACUAAUAGCAGAUCAGGGCUGGAAUUCAAUCAUACCCAGUAACUACCAUAGCUAUGCACACUUUGUUUACCAACUUCACUGCAUGGUAGUACUGUAGUUGUAGGUUUUUAUAUAGCCCAGUCUGUGAGUUUAUUUGACCAUGGGGAAAAAAACGAUGGUGUAAAUACAGAAAUGCGGGUUUGAUUGAACUGAGCCCCAUGUCAAGAAAAACUCACCCUAAAAAUAACAUCUUAAGUCUUUCUCUUGCAUUAAAUGCACAUUGUGUUACAGAGUAGAGGGGGACAG
Molecule: messenger RNA, 618 nt
Organism: Salmo salar (Atlantic salmon)
Lineage: Eukaryota; Metazoa; Chordata; Actinopteri; Salmoniformes; Salmonidae
Source: RefSeq, a predicted model, not a curated record